Messenger RNA from Marmota flaviventris (yellow-bellied marmot), 4270 nucleotides. NCBI's taxonomy places the organism in Eukaryota, Metazoa, Chordata, Mammalia, Rodentia, Sciuridae. The record is from RefSeq and is a predicted model, not a curated record.
GCGCUCUCCUCGGAGCCGCUCACUGCAUGGUAGCCUGGUGCGCCCGCCGCCGCCUGCAUCGCCACCGCCGCCGCCGCCCCGCGACGACCACCGCCACCCCCUGCCCUGCAGCCGCCGCCACCGCCGCCGCUUGUAUCGCCGCCGCCUCGGGACCGGCUGUAUGAUUAGGCCACAAUCUUCAAUGAGUAAACAUAUUCCUCAGUUCUGUGGUGUUCUUGGUCACACAUUUAUGGAGUUUCUGAAGGGCAGUGGAGAUUACUGCCAGGCACAGCACGACCUCUAUGCAGACAAGUGAACUGUAGAAAUUCAUUACUACUCCACCAAGAAGCCCCCAUAAGAGUGGUUAACCUGAACACAGACGUAUUGAAUUGAAAAUCCACCGAGCAUUUUACAGGAGUUCUGACCUGGAUGGGGUAAACCUCAGUGCACUUCCUUUCUAUUGCCUCAGUAUUACUGGAUUGAAGAAUUGCUGCUUCUUGUUAGGAGGUUCAUUUCAUUUCCCAUUACUCCCAACUUCAUACUCAAAGCACUGAGAAUAUCAAGUGGAGUAUAUUGAAGUAGACUUCAGUUACUUUGCAUCAUUUCUGUAUUCAAUUUUUUAAAUUCUUUCAUAACCCUAUUGAGUGUUUUUUAACUAAAUUAACAUGGCUCGAAUGAACCGCCCUGCUCCUGUGGAAGUCACAUACAAGAACAUGAGAUUUCUUAUUACACACAAUCCAACCAAUGCAACCUUAAACAAAUUUAUAGAGGAACUUAAGAAGUAUGGUGUUACCACAAUAGUAAGAGUAUGUGAAGCAACCUAUGACACUACUCUUGUGGAGAAAGAAGGCAUCCAUGUUCUUGAUUGGCCUUUUGAUGAUGGUGCACCACCGUCCAACCAAAUUGUCGAUGACUGGUUAAGUCUUGUAAAAAUUAAGUUUCGUGAAGAACCUGGUUGUUGUAUUGCUGUUCAUUGUGUUGCAGGCCUUGGGAGAGCUCCAGUGCUUGUUGCCCUGGCAUUGAUUGAAGGCGGAAUGAAAUAUGAAGAUGCAGUACAAUUCAUAAGACAAAAGCGGCGUGGAGCCUUUAACAGCAAGCAACUUUUGUAUUUGGAGAAGUAUCGUCCUAAAAUGCGGCUGCGCUUCAAAGACUCCAAUGGUCAUAGAAACAACUGUUGCAUUCAAUAAAACUCGGGCGCCUGAUGCUAUUGCCUUGGAAGUGGAACUUAAGACGGGACCUAAUUUGUCGUAUAUAUCAGCCAACAUGUUGGCGUGGUGAAUAAGUCUGAUGAAGCUUCCAUAGGAGUAUUGGAGAGCAGUUUUACCAGGCCACAAGCUUGACAGAAUUUCAACGUCUAUGUUUGGGUUAUGAUCAACCUGUUUGGACACUUAGCAAAAGAUUCUUGCUGUUCACAAUUUAAAAUGUGCUUAUCAUUUGUACCAGUUGACCUUUCCUGAAAUCAUGCAGUAUUGAGUUAAUGUCUUUAAAUCUAUUUCCAUGCCAGAAUCUUGCAUAAGAAAUUUAGAAAGAUUAGGUGCCAAAAUACCCAGCACAAUACUUGUAUAUUUUUAGUAUCAUACAAAACCAAAAUUCCAGGAACUAAGAACACUCUAGACCUUAUGUGAUUUAUUCCUUCAGUCAUUUCAAACAUUGUAGGCCCUAUAUGAUUAUUUGCCUGCUCUUUUUAUGUUUACAUCUCCCACAUUCAUACCAGUAUACAUCAGGUUUGCUUUUACCUAUUGGGAUUUUUUGUUUUUGUUUUUUUUUCCUUUUACCAAGUCUUACAGCAAUUAUUUUUAUUUAAUAUCUUUCUAUAAGUCUUUAUUUUUGCUGUUAUGGGAAACCUCCAUUUUGAAAACCUAAGUUUUUACAGAAGCACAUGUCUUUAAGUCUCCAGACAAAAAAAAAGCCUUACAGUUAAUUUAAUGUUUGCACUCUGAGGUGCAACUUAACAGGGAGGGCCUGAAAAAAAGAAUGGGAGGGGGCUAUUAAAUAUUUUUAGUAAAAUGUUGCCUUUGUCUCGUGCAGAACCUGUAGAAUAUAUGCUCUUUAAUUUAGUAAAUAUUUUUUUAAAAGGUAGAGAUGCUCUGUUAUUGUAGGUAAAACAAUUCUUAAUCAUAAAGUUUCUGAAAUUCUUGUUUUUUUUUUCAUAAUUAUCAGAAGUUGUUUACCAACUUUUUGUUUGAAGUGUGAUUUUUUUUUCUUUUAUUCCCAACCUCUUGCAAAAAAAGAAAAAAGUGGGUUUCUGCUGAUGAAUUGAGCAGACAUCUAAUAUUUUAUAUGCCUUUUGAGCUGUGUAACUUAAUAUUUGGAUACUUGAUAAUUUUGUUUUAUUAUGUAAUUGAUAAAAUGGUGAUGUGUAUUAAUGUUAGUUCAACCAUAUAUUUAUACUGUCUGGGAAUGUGUGGUUAUAGUUCUGUGGGAGAAAUAAUUUGUCAGUGUUCACCAGCUUGUAAAAACUUAGUGCGAGAGCUUAAACAUCUAAAUAAAUAAUGAAAUGCAUUUAUCAUCACUGAGAUUGUUUUGCUUAAAGUUAAAAAUUUGUAGUAAACAAUGAAUUGCACUUCACUUAAUACCAUUUGUAACAUGUGUCCACAUUUUUUUUUUUUAACAAAUGAAGGAGUAAAUGAAAUCAGUAUUUUGGUAAUCUCUGAAUUGUUUUAAGGUCCUGAACACUGUUUAAUACUAAACACUUUUCAUUACAAACUCUUUAAGGGUCUAGAUAAUUUUGAACCAGUUUAUGUAUUGUGUACUGAGAAGAAACCAUGUAUAGUAGAGAAAGGCCUUGAUUUAAAGUUCACUUCUAAUUAUUAGUGGUUUUGUGCAGCUUAUCUUCCAAGAUUCAGUUUUUCUUUUUUGCAAAUACAUACCUUUAUAUAAAGAUUUUGGAAAUUAACUUGAACCCAAGUAUUUGGCACAUGAGCGCUUAAUAAAUGUUAAAUCUUUUUUCAGUAAUCUGAAAUACUUCACACACUUAAAGGGACAGAUGUCCUUGUCUUUAUAAAUGCAAACAACUCCAUUUGAGUAAAAAGGUGUUUUCAAGAAUUGUUUGUCUUCAUGCCAGUCUAACACUUAAUAUGGAUAUAUCCAUUUUUUAAAUUAGCAAGAGCCAAGGAAUAACAGGCCUCUCUAGGCCCUGCUCCUUCAAAUCUUACAUCAUCUAUGAGUGGGGCAAGUUAUUUUACCUGAGCUAUUUUGUAUACUGUUUUUAAAAAAUACAGCAUAUUCUAGAUGAAAAGAUAAUUUUUGUGUAGUCUAUUACUGAAUAAUAUGUUAUCACCACAUAGCCCCAUCAAACUUCAUUUUUGUUGGGAGAAAAAAGUGCCAUCAUGAUUAAUGAAAAAAAUCUGUUAAGUUUGAAAAGUUGAAUUAAUUUGCAGUGUUGAUUGUAUAUAUUUGGUGCUAAAAAUCACUUUAUAAACAUCUGUACAGUAUCAAAUAUUUUGUAUCUUGUAAAUAUGGCUAGUUAUAGGAAUACCUGUAAUACAUCCUAACCAAUCCCUUAUGUCUAAUGAGAUUUUAAGGAAUUGUGAGUUGGUCUUGAAUGCAGGAAGUUUACCAGAUGGUAUUCUAAAAUUUGGUCACUUGGGUUUGGAUAUCUUUAGUGGGAUGAUAUAUAUAUAGUGACUAGUUGCCUAGGCUUGUCUAUUGGAACCAUGUUGACUAUAGGAAAUGUGAUUGCUAAAUGAUAAUGAGAAACUGCAAUCUCCUUUUAGUGAGAGGAAAACCUAGAAAUUGGGUGCCACUGUUCAUUUUGCAGUGUUCUGCAACCUUCAUUUGUUUUCUCAGUGCCCACUUAGGGCAAUGCUCUCCUAUUCCUACACCUUAACAGCCUCCCAUCCUGGUAUGUGAUCACAGCUGAUCACAUUCCCCUUCAAAAUGAUGCUGUGGUUCCCAAAAUCUCAAUCUCUGGGGAUCUGUUUUUCAGUGUCAUUCAUUUGACAAAAAGCCUACUGUUUGCCAGGUAUUUAAGAGUAUUGCAGAGAACAUAAAAGAUGGUGUCAGCCAAUUCUGAUCACCAAAUUCUGAUCGAAAUUAGAGAAUGCUUUCUGUUGAGUUUCAGGAAAUGUAAUUUGGUGAGAAUACUUCAAAUGGAAGUAGCAAUAUACGUGGCAAUGAUUUCUUUUUUUUUACAUGUAAUCAAAUUCUUAGAAGUUUUAAAAAGUACAUGAAGUAUAGUAGUAUCUGCCAUACAUGUUUAUACCCCACAUUCUUGAUUCCUUGAAUUAAUGUUUGUAUUUAUGUGCUUUCUUACACCUGAAUUGAAAUUAAAGACUGGUUUAAAAGUGUC